AUGGACCGAAUCGCUUCGGUGCUGCUGGAGUUCCCACCGGUGGGCGCCCAGCUCGAGGGCGCGCAGUACAACCAGGCCGCCGUCCAACACGCCAAAAAUGUUGAAAAGCUGUUGUCAUCGCAAGAGCUGCAUAACUAUGCUCACCAGCUGAUUGAUCAUGUUCACCCGACCGACCACACUAUUUCAUACCUGGGCCUGCUGGUCGCCGCCCAUGACGCUGGGAGACUCACUCCGGAGGACCUUUUGACCAAGAUUACUACGUUCGCCUGCACGUUUGACAGCAGGCAGAUACGGUAUUUUGGGAAGCAUUUCUCGGCGGUGCUGGGCUGGAUCAGUAGCGGGACGCUGUUUCCUGCUUCCGUCGCCGUCGAGCUGCUCACCACAGCCCUCCUGCGCCUCGACCCUUCCGGCUCGAUGUUCACCUCCCACCACCUAGCCCUCGUCAAACUCGCCUACACAACCGAUAACAUCGACGCGGCCCUCCCUAUCCUCGAAAAGGACAUCGUCUUCUACCCCAGCGGCAAAAAAUUUGCCGACUCGCGACCCCCCUGCGAUCCGGACGUGCCCCCCGUAGGCUACAUCACCGUUGAAUCCGGGCUCACUCAAAAAGUGAGCAGCAGCGACGUCAUGCAAUACGACCUCCUCCGUGGCCUGGCGUUUAUCCAGCGCCGCGCCUGGCGUGCCGCCUUUGAGGCCCUCGAGCGCGUCGUUACCUACCCCGUCAAAGACUCCCACGCAUGUAGCAAGAUCAUGGUUGAGGCGCAUAACAAGUGGAUUCUGGUUGGACUCCUGCUCAACGGACAUGCUCCCGCCCUUCCGCCGACGACAUCCCCUGGCCCGGCCAAAGCAUACACCACCUUGUCCAAGCCCUAUCUCGCGCUGGCGCGCGCAUUCGAGGAAAGAACGCCGGAUAAUUUGAGGGCUGAGUUCGAUGCCGUCCCCGCGAAUGUCUGGACGGAGGAGAAUAACCUGAGUUUGGUCCGUCUGGUCAUUAGGCACUACCAGCGGUGGCAAAUCCUGAAUAUGCGGCAUGUGUAUACGAAGAUUCCGCUCUCACAGAUCAGAGCGCGUACACAGAGCGCUGAGACGGGGGCGCCGCUGGCGACGGAUGCUGAGGUGGAGGAUUUGGUGGGGCAGAUGAUUCAAGAAGGAAUGUUGAGGGGGGUUGUGGAGCAUCCUGAUAAUGGUGAACCCUAUCUUCGUUUCUUAGACGAGGCUGAGGGGAGCAGCAGCAGGAGUAGCGCCGGUGCCGAGUCUGGGGAGAAGGAUGGCGAGGGGACGAUGACCGAAGCGGAGUUUGCCGCGCGCAUGGCGGAGGCUGCGCAGCGGAUUAAGGGGCUGGAGCCGCUGGUUAGGGCGGCAAAUGAGAGGCUGGGGAAGACGAAGGAGUAUAUCCGGUUUUUGGUCAAGGAGCAGAAGGAGAAGGAGCGGGCAGAGAGGGGGGCCGCCGCGGGGCAGGAGUAUGUGGAUAGUUUUAUGGCGCAGGUAGAGGAUGAGGAUUUGAUGAUGGGGGUUGCGUCGAAGUAUUGA
Molecule: messenger RNA, 1530 nt
Organism: Thermochaetoides thermophila DSM 1495
Lineage: Eukaryota; Fungi; Ascomycota; Sordariomycetes; Sordariales; Chaetomiaceae
Exons: 3
Coding region: 1-1530 (509 amino acids)
Biological process (GO): ubiquitin-dependent protein catabolic process
Cellular component (GO): COP9 signalosome
Source: RefSeq, a predicted model, not a curated record